AUGGGUGCCAUCAUUGCCCUUGCUGCGUUUGUUCUCGUCAAAAUGGAUGAAUGGCAAGAUGUUAAAGCAGAAACACCAGUCGCCCAUACCUCCCCUUGGAUGUGUCCUGUCACACCGUCACCACCUCGCCUGGCCCCAUUAAUUCCUGCGAUUUACCCUCCGCCAUACGACUUUCCUUUCGAGCACUUCCGUGGGACCGGCGAUUCAUUCGCACCGUCGCGCCAAAACUUUCACAUUGAACGCCCAAGAUACAUCCCUCCAGUUUUUUAUAAGAGCAGUAAUUUUUUGGAAACGAUCGAGGAUGUGCAAAGACCAGACGAAGGCAUUCCGGCGGUCGCGGAAGACGCUGCGCCUACUGGCACAAUCAAAGCAGUUCUUGCCGGGACGCAAGAAUCUGCUGAACCUCUACAUGAGGAGGUUGAGGAAUCUCAACUAUGUUCCGACACUUUUUCGCCCCCACUCAAGGAAAACAGGCUGUCUUCACUUCCGGAAAUGGCGAGUACCAAGGCUCCAUCAGAAAUUCCUCCACAAACUCCUCUCCAGAUCCAACGUCUCCCCGAGGCCUUGAGCCCCAAAAUGAUACGGUUAAAUGCCCUGAAUCAGGUUGCUCAAGAGGAGUAUAAGAUUCAGGAACAGAUGGUCGUAUUUCUCGACAUGAUCCCCACUGGCUCGGGAUACGAGCUCUCGGCCUCCCUGAUACUGGACCUUCUGUGCGAAGCGAAGGAGUAUCUGGAACCACUUUUUCCAAAUGGGUUGAGUGGUAUCCCCACAGGUUAUCUCGUGUGGGGAAAAUCAAUCAUCGAUUUCUGGGACACCCUCUCACCAUACGGCUGGGACUUUCUUCAUCACCCAGACAGCAGGGUGCCUGAGUUUAUCAGGAGGUAUCGCAAUCUUGCGAUCUGGUUUGGUUUGGAAGAUAUGCUUAGCGAGUUCUUGUUCGUGCCGCCUUUUGUUCCUGAACCCAUUCAUGAGCCUGUGCCUGAGCCCUUCUCUGAGCCUGUUAUGACUGUAACUGAGGCCAAGCCUCAGUUACAGGAGCAAACGAGAGUGGCUCAAGUCCCUUCAUUCGACGAACCACCACAACCACAAGAAGAGCAGCCUGCUCCACAGCCAGAUCCUACCCCGGCUACUUUCACGUACACAAUGUCACAGGUACCUGCAAAAUUCUCGUAUCAGAAACCUAGCCAUAAGGAACAGUCUCCAACACCGCCUAGCCCCGCUCCACUCAGUUUCACAUAUACCCUACCAUCAACUCCUGUAAACCCCUCCUACCGGAGGAGCAACAGGACGUCCAAACCACCACGACCAAGGUCAUCACGACCCACUCAAUCGCCUCAGAAGCAACCUGCCGAGCCAUCCAAACCCACCACACUGAACCCUAACCUCAUCGACUUCAACGACCCAAAGUGGUCCAACAAACCCACCCCCGAACUCACCGUACUAACCUGGUCCUCCUUCUCCUUCCUCAGCCCCAGCGCCGCAGCCCUAAAAAUCUGGUCCCACUCCACCAUGGGCCGUCUCGCGCUCCCCGAGCCUCGCACCAAAGACCUUACCUCAGAAUACAUAAAGUCGCACUUCGAGGCCGUAGCCCUCGACUUCAAGCGCGCCUCCGCCAUUCUCCGCCUUCAGGCGCUCAACUGCGACAAGCCGUGCGAGGACGACUUGGGCAUGUCGCCGCUGUUUGGCGAGGUCAUGUCGCUGAUGGUGCAAGCGGCGGAUUUCACGGAGCGAUGCGAUGAGUUGUGUGUUUGGGAUGCGCGGGAUAAUUGGUAUCAUGCUUGUGUUUUUUUCCGCGAUGCGUGCUCUUCACUGCUUGUUACUGCUCUUCUUGUUUUGUUACGCUGCUUGGACGAUACCCCCCUUAGUCUUGUAUUUUCAUAUAGUAAUCUGGAAUCUGCUUCAUGA
Bipolaris maydis ATCC 48331 is the source of this 1905-nucleotide messenger RNA. RefSeq lists its product as uncharacterized. Lineage: Eukaryota; Fungi; Ascomycota; Dothideomycetes; Pleosporales; Pleosporaceae. The record is from RefSeq and is a predicted model, not a curated record.